Molecule: messenger RNA, 3368 nt
Organism: Nicotiana attenuata
Lineage: Eukaryota; Viridiplantae; Streptophyta; Magnoliopsida; Solanales; Solanaceae
Product: protein FAR1-RELATED SEQUENCE 4
Exons: 5
Coding region: 206-2437 (743 amino acids)
Biological process (GO): regulation of DNA-templated transcription
Molecular function (GO): zinc ion binding
Source: RefSeq, a predicted model, not a curated record
AAACAUUUCUAUUUGUGCGAAGCUCCCGAACUCUUUGCUUUGUGAAUGUCCACGAAUUCAAUGGUCCAUGGAUUCGACAGUCGCGGGUCGGGCGGCCCCGUCUUGUUCUCCGGCGAAAUUCACCCGUAGACUAUAUAAUGUACGAAAAUCUUAGCUGGAAGCAAAUUUCUGAGUGAAGCUAGGUGCAAGUUGUGCUAUAUAAGCAAUGGAAUCAACUGUUGCUACGGAGAAUAAUAACCUGGAGCCUCGAGAUGAUAUGGAAUUUGAUUCACAUGAUGCAGCCUAUGAGUUCUAUAAAGAAUAUGCAAAAUCAGCGGGUUUUGGCACCGCCAAAUUGAGUAGUCGUCGUUCUAGGGCAUCCAAAGAGUUUAUUGAUGCAAAGUUUUCAUGCAUAAGAUAUGGAAACAAACAGCAGUCUGAUGAUGCAAUCAACCCUAGGCCUUCUCCUAAGAUAGGUUGUAAAGCUAGUAUGCACGUGAAGAGAAGGUCGUCGAAUGGGAAGUGGUAUAUUCAUAGUUUCGUAAAAGAACAUAACCAUGAGCUUUUACCAGCUCAAGUGCACUUUUUCAGAAGCCACAGGAAUGCUGAUCCACUUAAGAAUGACGCAAAAGUUCGAAGGAAAAAGAUGUUGGCUUCUGUAUCAAAACAGUACGGUGCAUACCAAUUCUCUGGUAAUCUGGAAAAUCUUUUCAGGAAUCAACAUGACAGAGGUCGAAGUUUGACUUUAGAAGAAGGAGGUGCGCAGGUCUUGCUUGAAUUUCUUGUGCAAAUGCAGGAAGAGAAUCCAAAAUUUUUCUAUUCCGUGGACUUAAAUGAGGAGCAUCGAUUGAGGAAUGUUUUCUGGGUUGACGCCAAAGGCAUGGAUAAUUAUUCCAAUUUUGGUGACGUGGUGUCAUUUGAUACUACAUACUUCACAAACAAAUACAAAAUACCUUUGGUUCUCUUCAUUGGAGCAAACCAUCACAUUCAACCCACCUUACUAGGUUGUGCACUAAUUGCUGAUGAGACAGUGCAUACGUUCAUAUGGUUGAUGCGGACAUGGUGUCUGGCAAUGGGUGGACGAGGUCCAAGAAUUUUGUUGUCUGAUCAAAACGACAACAUCAAAGCAGCUGUUGGAGCAAUCUUUCCGGACACCGGGCACUACUUUAGUCUGUGGAGUAUAUUGGAGAAGAUCCCAAGGCAUCUUGAAUAUCUCAGUCUGUGGCAUGAUACAUUUAUGGCAAAAUUUACUAAGUGCAUAUAUAGAUCAUGGACUGAAGAACAAUUUGAACACAGAUGGUGGAAGUUGAUUGAAAAGUUCAAUCUUAGAGAGUACGAGUGGGUUCAAUCAUUAUAUGAAAAUCGCAAGCUUUGGGUGCCUGCUUUUAUGAGGGAUGUAUCUUUUGCCAGUUUAUCCACGGCUUCAAGAUCCGAAAGCAUGAACUCUUUCUUUGACAAAUAUAUCCAGAGUGAAACGUCUCUUAGAGACUUUAUUGGACAACAUAAGCUAAUCCUUGAAGACUGGUAUGAAGAGGAAGCCAAAGCUAAUUUUGAUGCAUGGCAUGAGAUGCCUGAGCUUAAGUCUCCCUCGCCCUUCGAAAAACAGAUGUUGCUCAUAUAUACUCAUGAAAUAUUCAAGAAGUUCCAAGUUGAAGUAUUAGGAGCCGCUGCAUGCCAUCUAAAAAAAGAAUCAGAAGACGGCACAUCUAUAACAUAUGCUGUCAAAGAUUUUGAUGCAAAUCAGGACUUCAUGGUGGAGUGGGAUGCGCCGAGGUCGGACAUAUACUGCUCAUGCCAUUCAUUUGAGUACAAAGGUUACCUUUGUAGACAUGCUAUUGUGGUUCUUCAAAUGUCUGGUGUCUUCAAUAUUCCGUCUAAGUAUAUAUUGCAACGCUGGACCAAUGCUGCCAUGAGCAGGCAUUCCAUAAGUGAAAGACUGGAAGAUGUGCAAGCUAAAGUCCGUCGCUACAAUGAUUUGUGCCGACGGGCAAUAAUAUUGGGUGAAGAGGGAUCACUGACUCAGGAAAGUUACAGCAUCGCUGUUGGUGCCAUUAAAGAAGCCUUAAAACAGUGUGCAACUGUUAAUGUCACUUUUGAGGCUAAUCUUAGAUCAGGCAGUUGUGCUAACCUUGCUAUCCAAGGUGUUAAUGAAGUAUGUCAAGGAAAUAGUCUUGCAGCUAGAGAGCUAAUGCCUUACAGUAGAGCGGCCCAGACAAGCAAGGGUUCUAAAAGAGCAGAUCCUGGAAAAGAAAGGGAAAACAAUGACAACACUUAUAAUAAAAAAGGAAAGGUGACUUUGGAGCCAGAAAUUCCUAACGGUGCACAAGGUGUCUUUCACCAAAUGGAUAUGCCUGGUAGCCUGGAUUAUCCAACCUUGUACCCCAGAUUAACAACACUGUUAAGAGGUGGUGACAUUAACAAAAGAAGUGUGGAAUUGCUCGGAGAGAUGUUGGAGUAACAAAAAUUUAGGGUCAUAUAUCAUGGAUUGGUGGAGGAACAAUUGGUGUUUUUUAAUUGGGGUGUUCUCAAAGUGGAAAAGAUGCAGGAUCGGAAGAUUGAAGAAAUGAGAUGCUUAAUGCAUGUACGGGCAUCUGCAAUUACACAAUUAAAUAUGUCAAAUGUGAAAGUAACUAGCUCUAAUAAUCUCCAAGCCCCGAGAUUCCCUGUUUUUUGGUGUUGCAGUGUGAAAGGCUCUGCAACUAUGUGAAAAUGGUAAGGAGGAAAGUGGUUGGGGGUGGGGGUGGGGGUGGGUUGUUAUAAUGUUAAUGUUGCUUUGGAAUUAGAAUCUUCAGUCUUGUUGAGCUUAUCAACUCAUACUAGACCCAAGUUUGGCAAGGAAGGUCGGCUCGAGGUGUGUUUUUCUUCUUCAAGAAAACUGACCCACAGCUUCUUUGUCAGUAGUUUCAGAUACAUACUCCAUGGACCGCUAGGCGAUGUGUUUUGUGGGUUUAGCUUCCCCUCCCGUCCUAUUGUCUAUGUAUAGUGAGGUCACUUAGUUGAUUCCAACUAGUUUGGGAUCGAGGCAUAGAUGGUGUUGUUCUUAUUGGUUUGUUACAGUUUAUGGCCAGGUGAAGGUUUCGACGAGGGAAGAAUUCAAGUUAAUAUACAUUGAUAGUGUAAAUUGGAAAGAUUUCUUACUCUUAUUGGCGGAUUUUAACUUGUGAUAGAUACCAUGUUAGGGGUAAAGGUUUGCGUACACGUUAACCUCCCCAAACUCCACCUGUGGGAUUACAUUUGGUUUGUUGUUGUUGUUGAUAGAUACAAUGUUAAUUUUCUUACCAGGUCACAAUUAACCUGGUUGUAUAAAUAUUGUUUAUGUCGUUAUUGUAUGGAACUUAAACUCUUCUAAGAAAAAGAAUGUUUAAAGCCAAUUUGUAACAUUACUCCUA